Messenger RNA from Wyeomyia smithii (pitcher-plant mosquito), 1137 nucleotides. RefSeq lists its product as uncharacterized. The transcript is spliced from 4 exons. Bases 236 to 1033 code for a protein of 265 amino acids. NCBI's taxonomy places the organism in Eukaryota, Metazoa, Arthropoda, Insecta, Diptera, Culicidae. The record is from RefSeq and is a predicted model, not a curated record.
CGAAUGUUUGUCGAACGGAGGGCUUCUGUGUGAAAUGCGUAGAAAAUAUUCAACGCUCCAAACCUGCCUUGCUGCACAUGUGUGCGUUGUAUAUUUUUUUCAGCUGUGAGUAUGACAAUGACUGACACGAUUGCAAUCGAAUAGUAGCAAAAAGUACCAGAAAUAUUUAUCAUUUAUUCAAAAUAAAAAGUGCUUCACGAUUGCCGCUUCAACGGUGGAAAACUCUUCUUCCGGGAUGGUCGAUGUAAUAAAGGAUCGGUUUUGGAUGUUACUUCAACGAGAUGUUGGAUUGAUUCCGGAGCACAUAAUAAAUAUUUUGGACUUCACCGGUUAUUCCGCCAACUGCGCUUUGGAAGCUAUCAGUGACGAUAGUUUGAAAACAAUAGAAAGCGAAGCAAGAGAAAUUCCUCAAAUUCUUCGCAUCCCUACUAGCGACGAGGAACAGAUGAAAAAAUACUUCGGUAAAUUUUACCGAAAUCCACAAAAUUUUCACAUCUUGAGUGGCGAAGCCCAGCAAAUCAAAAUGAUAGGAGCAUGCCUACAGCAGAAGGGCAUUGCUAGUUACAUGAAACUUGAAGAGAUUAACCGGGCUCGGGAUAAGCGUCGGAAAGAAAGCCUUCCCGAAGGGAACUCACCGGAACAUGCUGCCCGCUCAUUGGCUGAACGUGUUCACACGUUCUACUUCAACCGUUGUGAUGGUACUGUGAAAAAUAUCGAUUUCUGCAACAAACUAAGCACGAUUCAGGUCACCGCAGAAUACAUCGAGGACGGUAAUAUGGUCGCCUUUGUCACUUGCCCGUUCUGCCAAGUAGAGAAAAAACUGCGAGUUUCCCAGGACAGGACUGGCCAUUGGGUCCUGGCAAACAUUGUAUCUCACAUGAACCGUCAUUUGACUCCCGUUGUAACCAUGCUCAAUGCAUCCGAUGAUUCGGGUUUGUCGGUUAAAAAAAUUAAAAAAGAAAGUCUAGACCUUGAUGAUUCAAAUGACCAGUACAACCCGAAUGCUUACAAUUUCACUAUGACUUUGACCUAGAAACAAAACAAUAGUGACUAGUAGUUGAAUAUAUUGAGGUUUCUUAUAAGAUGCAAUAGACAGUAGGUACAUAAACUACAACAAAAUUUAUUAUUACCCUCAAA